Molecule: messenger RNA, 939 nt
Organism: Anthostomella pinea
Lineage: Eukaryota; Fungi; Ascomycota; Sordariomycetes; Xylariales; Xylariaceae
Source: the annotation of a GenBank genome assembly
AUGUUCACCAAGCGCAUCGUCACCACCUUGGCGGUGUCCCUCACCACCAUCGGCUUCACGCUGGCCUCCCCCGUUAUCGCCAGCCGUGAUGUUGCUGCCGCUGCCACUGACAGCUCUCAACAGUCCAUGGAGAUCUGGCCCGACUGCGGAACCUCCGACGUUGUCAUAUUGGAGCCAAACCAUUUUGACAACUGGGGCGUGCGCAACUACACCAUCCAGGCCGCCCAUUGGAACGACGGCAUGGUUCUCGACCACGCCGAGCUGUACUCCCACGACCGCAACGCGACGACCUGCCCCGCGAUCUUCGAGCAUUUCUUCCAAUCUGGCGAUGAGAGAUUCGCGGUGAAUCUUGCUGGAGGCAAUGGCUCCCGGAAAAGCGGCUACUACUACUCGAACGCAAAAGUCGGCCUCAUCGCCGAGCUCAUCAACCUGAACCCGAAUCCGCAAUCCGCCUUCGUGACCGUCGAGUACGAGUUCCUGCCCAAGAACUUCGCCGACUGGGAGCAGAUGACGUCGCUCAUGCUCGACGCGUCCGGGCUGUGCAACGACUUCCGGAUCCCGCCGCCCCGAGGCGUGGACGCGUUCCCGCUCGAGAUGAGCCCGGGCUUCGUGAUGCCGUUCCCCGCGGUGGUUGGCGGUGUUGGCGGCCACGUCGACGACGGCGCGGUGGACCUGCAGGUGCUGAAGAAUGGGGAGGUGGCCUGCAGUAUCGUGCCCGGCUACGGGCAGACGCCGGGGUCUAUCGGGGGGAGUGGCAAGAUACACAUCUCGAAUAUGAGCGCGUGUAUCGGCUUGAGGCUGACGGCCCCGGGCGACGAGUGGGCGGUGAUGGCGCAUUACGACUUCAAGCAGCACGAGCCCAUUAGAAGGGGCCCGAUUCCGGCGCCGGUGAAGGGGAUCCUUGUCGCGUAUCUGGUUCGUCUACCGCCUACAUCAUGA